Echinostoma caproni is the source of this 519-nucleotide messenger RNA. Lineage: Eukaryota; Metazoa; Platyhelminthes; Trematoda; Plagiorchiida; Echinostomatidae. The record is from the annotation of a GenBank genome assembly.
GCUAUGACUUCUGCUUGCUACCUUGAAGGUUCACAUAUCCUGGCGUGCGCCUGCAACCGCGCAUUGAAUCAGGGUUUCUCAAUUGAUGACAACGCCUUCCCCCGAUUAGUUCUAGGUCAUAAUAUAGUUACGGAAGAAUGUCUCACAUCAAUAGUUGGCGAUAAAGCAUACUACGAACUUCCAAUUUUACACAUUCUGGCCAAGCGAAAUAACAUAAUGGCGACGCUUACGGAUUGUAACGGAAGAGUGCUAACGAAGUCAAGUUGUGGUGCCGAAGGAUUUCAGAAUGCACGGAAGAAAACUACAGUAGCGGCACAAACCCUUGGCAUUUCUAUGGGCCUCAAGGCACAAAAAUUGGGAAUCAAUACGGUUCGAGUCAAGUUGCGUGGAAUCGGUGCAAAUCGUAUUUCUACAUUGUCUGGUGCUACGCUCUCUGGACUUCGUUUGGUUUCUCUCACGGACGACACCAAUAUGCAUUAUGGUCAUGGCAAACGCCCGAGAAAAGUGCCAAGAAAAUAA